This is a messenger RNA of Hydatigera taeniaeformis, 354 nucleotides long. NCBI's taxonomy places the organism in Eukaryota, Metazoa, Platyhelminthes, Cestoda, Cyclophyllidea, Taeniidae. The record is from the annotation of a GenBank genome assembly.
AUGAACCCCUCAACGGAUGUGGGCAAGCGGGACCUACCAACGGGGCUGCGUAAUCGUUUCACGGAGAUACGCGUGUCAGAACUUGAUCCGGUGAUGUCAACAGUUGAUCGAGAGGACUUGGCACUGUUGGUGCGCACCUACCUCCUUGCUCUUGGGCCCUCAGCUGCUCAGAUCUCGGCUGUCGUCCAGCUCUACGUCGCUCUCAAAAAAUCCGCUGCUGACGGUCUUGUCGAUGGCGUAGGACAACGGCCUUGUUUCAGUUUGCGGACGCUCUGUCGUGCUUUGACCGAGGCAUCUCGGGGCUAUCAUGGAAGCCUUUUGCGUUCGCUCUAUGAGGUAUGCUUAUCCGUUUGA